AUGGAUAUUAUAACAAGAAGAUACCUUCUUCGUUCGCCACUAUUUCGUUGCCUGAUAUUAGUUUUACUCAUAGCAUUCACAACCCUAUUCUACUUGCGACAGUAUUCACCACAAGUCUUCUAUGGUAAUACAUCCCGCGAGGUCUUCCUGACGAAAGAAUGGAUAGAUCCGAGAAAAGAUAAAAGUUUAUAUCAAAAUAUCACCAGAGUAAACGCGGUGAUCGUAGUAUUGGUCAGGAAUAAUGAAUUGUAUCAAAUUCGAAGUUCAAUGAGACAAUUCGAAGACAGGUGGAACAAGAAAUUUAAUUACCCCUACGUAUUUCUAAAUGAUGAAGAGUUUACAGAAGAAUUCAAAACUUUCACAUCAUCGUUGACCAAAGCAAAAACGCAAUAUGGUGUAAUACCAAAACAAAUGUGGAGUUAUCCGCAGUGGAUUGAUCAAGAAGAAGCAGCAAGGAAGAGAAGAGAGAUGGAAUCGAAAGGCAUCAUAUAUGGUGGAUCCGAAUCUUAUAGGCACAUGUGUAGAUUCAAUUCAGGAUUCUUUUUCCUACAUCCGCUUCUAUUACCAUUCGAUUAUUAUUGGAGAUUAGAACCUUCUGUGGAUUUUAUGUGCGAUCUCGAUUAUGAUCCAUUUUUGUUUAUGCAAAAAAAUAAAUUGCUAUACGGAUUUACCAUAAGUCUAUUGGAAUUUGAAGCUACCAUUCCCACUCUUUGGAAAACGGUGAAAAAAUUUGUAAAGGAACACCCGCAAUAUGUUUCUAAGGAUAACAUCAUGGAUUUUAUAUCUGACGAUGGAGGAAAAACUUACAAUCUCUGUCACUUUUGGAGUAAUUUCGAAAUUGCCGAUUUAAAUUUUUGGAGAAGUUCACCCUACCGAGAAUUCUUUAAUUACCUUGAUAAAUCGGGUGGAUUUUUCUAUGAGAGGUGGGGCGAUGCACCGGUACACUCGAUAGCGGUUGCAUUGUUUACGCAGAAAUCAAGAGUUCAUUUCUUUAAUGAUAUAGCAUAUAGACAUGCACCAUAUGCACAUUGCCCUGAAGAAAGAGAGUAUCACGACACUGGAAGAUGUCAUUGCAACCCAGGCAAUAAUUUUGAAUCCAGUUAUAGCCAGAGUAAUUCAUCAUUAUGUUUUGCCAAUGAAAUAAUUUUGGACACUAAACUUCCUGAUCGGGUAGGACUUUUGUACCCGCGAAUCGUCGGUACUCAUCGAAAAUCGAGGUCAUGGACCAUUUCUGCAAUUUACGAAGACAUCCCACCAGACAACCAAUUCUGUGCUACCAUUAUCAAACUGAAAGAUGAGCGUAAAAUAUGA
Messenger RNA from Acaulospora morrowiae, 1311 nucleotides. NCBI's taxonomy places the organism in Eukaryota, Fungi, Glomeromycota, Glomeromycetes, Diversisporales, Acaulosporaceae. The record is from the annotation of a GenBank genome assembly.